Talaromyces stipitatus ATCC 10500 is the source of this 1497-nucleotide messenger RNA. RefSeq names its product cytochrome P450, putative. The transcript has 6 exons. The record is from RefSeq and is a predicted model, not a curated record. Gene Ontology annotation, molecular function: oxidoreductase activity, acting on paired donors, with incorporation or reduction of molecular oxygen; iron ion binding; heme binding. The coding region runs from base 1 to 1497 and encodes 498 amino acids. Lineage: Eukaryota; Fungi; Ascomycota; Eurotiomycetes; Eurotiales; Trichocomaceae.
AUGGAUCUCCAGAGCAGUAUUUGGUCUCUUAGUGUCGCUGAUACUUCUUUAUGCAUCCACAGAAUUAUAUUCCACCCUCUCUCAAGAGUCCCUGGUCCAUUCCUCGCGAAGUUCACCACUCUGUACUCCGCCUACCAUGCGUGGAAAGGCGACAUUCACCUAGACAUCUAUCGCUGUCAUCAGAAGUAUGGUGAUUAUGUCCGCUAUGCCCCAAACCGUGUAUUAAUCAACAAUCUCAGUGCAAUGUAUGAUAUAUACGGCCAUGGCUCUAAGGUGAAGAAAUAUAAAAACUACAAAGUUCUAGCCCAGCAAGCUCCAAACAUCUUGACCAUUCGCGAUAAGCAACAACAUGCUCGGAGACGCCGUGUCGUGAGCCAGGCUUUUUCUGAGAGCAGCAUACGCAAUUUUGAGCCUAAACUUCUCGGAAGACUGAAUCGAUACUGUGAAGCCGUACGCAAUGCUGCAGACCUGUCCAGGGAUAUGUCGCAAGAUUUCAGCAACCUCGCAUUCGACACCAUGACGGCAGUUUCAUUCGACAUAGACUAUAACACAAUCAACAAUCCUCAAUAUCGUUACGCUUUAGCCGCUUUGGAGGACUCAAAUAUUCGACUUAGUGUGCUGCUGCAGGAGCCCAAGUUCGUCAUGUUCAACCUGGAUCAAUGGCUAUUCCCUAGCUCUAUUGUUGGCCGGAAUCGGUUUGUCAAGUUCAUUCGCAUGCUACUUAAACAAAGACUGCGAGCUCGAGCCGAAGGUGCCAUAACUGGAACCGAUAUUUUUUCUUUCCUUGAGAAAUGCAAAGAUCCCGACACUGGAAAGGAGCUGACCCCCAUGGAACUGAGUACAGAGACAGCUCUGUUUGUUGUAGCGGGGUCCGACACCACCGCGUCAACUCUUGCUGCUACAGCACAUUACCUCACGGGUUGCUCACCCGCAUAUCGCCGGGCUGUAGAGGAGGUUCGAUCUACCUUUCAGUCUAUAGAUGAGAUUCGCAUAGGGCCAAAGCUCAAUUCGUGUUCCUUCUUACGCGCCUGUAUCGACGAAGCACUUCGACUUUCACCCCCCGGAGGGGCUGCAUUGUGGAGGGAGGUUGAGUCCGGGGGAGCUGUAAUUGAUGGGAACUUUAUCCCAGAAGGAACUGAGGUAGCUGUCGGUAUUUACAGCAUCCAUCAUAGUGACAGGUACUAUGAAGAUCCCUUCAAGUACAAUCCUGAACGAUGGUAUCGACCCGCCGACAAUGAGUCCCGUCACAAGGACUCCGGACGGCAGGCAUAUAUGCCGUUUUCUAUCGGCUCUAGGAGCUGCGUCGGAAAACCGUUGGCGCUUGCUCAGGCGAUGCUCACUUUUAGUCGAUUGUUGUGGGAAUUCGACAUUCGUAGGGCAGAUGCUGAUCCCAACUGGCCGGAACUAAACGUGCAGCCAUCUGAGUAUACAACAAAAGACCAUGUUUCCGCUGUGAAAGAGGGUCCAAUUCUGAAGUUCAAGCCCCGAUUCCAGUAG